This is a messenger RNA of Ascochyta rabiei, 492 nucleotides long. RefSeq lists its product as uncharacterized. Bases 1 to 492 code for a protein of 163 amino acids. The transcript is spliced from 2 exons. The record is from RefSeq and is a predicted model, not a curated record. Lineage: Eukaryota; Fungi; Ascomycota; Dothideomycetes; Pleosporales; Didymellaceae.
AUGGGCGUGGUGGGGGUACAAAACUACAAAUGGCGGUGGAUCAGCGAGCAGACGGCGUCGUGGAGCAACAACGACAACAACAACGACAACGACAACAACAACAACGACAACGACAACAACAACGACAACGACAACGACAACAACAACGACAACGACAACAACAACGACAACGACAACAACAACGACAACGACAACAACAACAACGACAACGACAACAACAACGACAACGACAACAACAACGACAACGACAACAACAACGACAACGACAACAACAACGACAACGACAACAACACCAACACCAACAACACCAACAACACCAACAACACCAACAACACCAACAACACCAACAACACCAACAACACCAACAACACCAACAACACCAACAACACCAACAACACCAACAACACCAACAACACCAACAACACCAACAACACCAACAACACCAACAACAACAACACCGACUUUGCAAGCCCUGCCUUCACAAGGUUGUAG